Messenger RNA from Cucurbita moschata (crookneck pumpkin), 1406 nucleotides. RefSeq lists its product as uncharacterized. Lineage: Eukaryota; Viridiplantae; Streptophyta; Magnoliopsida; Cucurbitales; Cucurbitaceae. The coding region runs from base 139 to 1092 and encodes 317 amino acids. The transcript has 4 exons. The record is from RefSeq and is a predicted model, not a curated record. Gene Ontology annotation, biological process: multicellular organism development.
AAUAAUGAAAAGCAAGAAUUUAGAUGAGUGAUUAUCCAAUACUCCAAUCUCAUGGAAUGCACUUUGAUUUUGAUCUCUCAAUCUCUUCCUCUUUUUCUCUUCUUCCAUGGCUCCUCCACCUAAUUUCUUCUUCACUCCAUGCCUCCCUCUAUUCCACCGGAUAUGACAAUGGUCGCUGCCCUAAACCACCUCUCCAAACACCCUCCUUGCGGCGGCCCAGGCGGCGGCGACCACCUCAUGAAUGGUGGCCCUCCAAUUUGUGAUCAAUAUUCUUCCUCUUCUUGCAUAGGAUCUAAUCCUCCCAUGGCGGAUGAUGAUGACUCCUCUCCUAAUUCUCUUCAUCAUCAAUCCCCUUCCAAUACUGAUCAUGAUGCUUGGCUUCAAUUAAGCAUCGGCCGUGUCGGCGUCGGUGGAGACCAAUAUGAGAUACCUCGAACCACCUCCCCUUUGGUCGAGCUAGAUCUAUUACCCGGCAGCCACCACCCUCGAGAUAUUCCAACCGAUCCUACGUGGGUUUCGAAUAUCUCGAGCCCAGAGGCUGUAAUAACAUCCAAAACGGAGACGGAGAUAGAGACAGGGAUAAGGAUGCCUUUGUGUUCUUCUUUCAAUUUGACUGAUAUCAACGUAGCUCAAACGUACCCGUCGACAUCAACCAUGUUAUCUUCUUCUUCUUUUCACUCGAGCAUACCAUCUAUCAGGGUCGACGCCAUGGCAGCCGGGACAAGCUCCGAUAUCAGAAUCAUAAACCCUCCCCGGCGACCCGGUUCGGGUAUUUGGUUUACAUUGAAAGCCUUGGAAAAUCAAAGAAAGCAACCAUUUUUGCCUCAGAUAUCAAAAAGCUAUUUAAGAAUCAAGGACGAAAAGAUCAAAGUUCGUUUGAUUAUGAAGUAUUUGGUUAAUAAGCUGAAUCUCGACACCGAAUCAGAGGUAGAGAUAAGAUGUAGAGGGCAAGAAGUGGUUCCCUUUUGGACAUUGGCGGACGUCAGAGAUAGGAUUUGGUGUAGUUCUUCAUCAGACUCACCCAUCACUUGCUCUCCUCACUCCUCAACCUUAAAUCACUUGAUGCUCCUUCACUAUGGAAGGAAGGAUUAAUUAAUUGCUUCUAAUUAUUUUUUGUAUUUGAUUACUUUUAGAUCUUGUUUUCUUCUUAAAUACGCACGUUGAAAUUGUUAUGAAAUUUUGACGUAAUUUAGGAGUUAUUUCGAGGCAGGGAACAUAUGUUAAGUCAAUUGAAUUAUGCUCAAAUUGACUUAAAAUCAUUGUAAGAAAAUAAGUCAAUUGCAGUGAUUAUAUAUUUUGAGGUAAGGCAGAGGUCAUUAACCGUUGCAACAGUUUUGCAACAAUUUAUGAACCCCUUGCUUGAAAUGCUCCAUGUCAAAUAUUUAUACAAGAAUUUGAAAUUCAGA